CGGUUCGGUGCGGACUCGGCGACAAUUUCGCGCGCGCUUACGGUGGAUACUUCUUGUUCGAUCGUUUCCGGUGGCACGCGACGCAGUUGACCGUUUUGGUGUUAUCCAGUCAGAUCCAUUGAAAAUCUGUUAUUAGUCUGCCGCGAUAAUUGUGGAAUAUUACUACAAAGCAUACACGUUGUAUCUAUUUAAAUGAGUGUUGAAGUGUGCUCUAGUUCCUUCUGGUGUAAUCUAUAAUUAAAGUAAAAAUCUUAUAAGACAACGAUAGCAGUGCGGCAAGGAUAGUGAUUGUAAAACAAAACUUUGCUCGUAAAAAGUUUUCUUUAUCGGUUGCGACAAUCUGCAACGUUUGUAGCAAGCAGUUCUUAAGCUCUAGAAGAUUAAAGAUUAAAAACCAAAAAUUUGUUUACUUGCGUCUGUUGAAAAAGGAUUACAUCGGAGAUAUGGCGAAAUCGUUUUUGAAGUACUUGACCCACUACCGGAACAACGACAAGAACAUGGCAGAUCAGACCACCGGCCGGCAGCUGCAGCGGAUUCUGCACUACUCAGUGACCCCCUGCCGGCCCCUCCUCGGGCUCCGGCGCAACGAAUGUGCAUUAUAUGACGUCGACUGUGAUGAAGUUUACCCUAGGCUGUACAUUGGCGAUGUAGAAUCAGCCAGAAACAAGCAGUAUUUACGAUUGAUCGGAAUCACACACGUGCUAAACACGGCCGAAGGAACGCGCUUUGGUCAGGUGGACACGGGUCACAGCUAUUAUCGGGACAUGUCCGGUGUAAGUUGCACUUUCAGGUACAUGGGCUUCCCAUUGGUUGACCAGCCAUCGACGGACAUCAGCCGGUACUUCUACAUCGCGUCCAAGUUCAUCGAGAAUGGAAUCAACAGUGGAGGCAAAGUCCUCGUCCACUGCAUGAUGGGCAUGUCGCGUUCGGCGACCUGCGUCCUGGCCUACCUGAUGAUUGCCCGCAAGAUGUCCGCCGCCGAAGCGAUCCGAACGGUGCGAAUGCAUCGCGACAUCCGGCCUAACGAGGGCUUCCUGCAGCAGCUAGCCGAUCUGGACAACGAGCUGAAACGGGACCGACUGUAUUAUUGACUCGAGUGUGGCCAACGCUUCCGGAGGAAAUAGCGGUCCCGAACCAAUUGAAUCCCUUCAUACCCGGUUCGUUUCCUCCGUGGCGUCAGGGUUUUAUUUUUGACAAGCAUCACAUAAUCUCUUUCCACCUCAUCAUUGACAAGUCAUUAAUCGCAUAAAGAUAAUAAUAUGUAUUCAUUCAUAUGCUGGGUGGAUGCGCUGGAUGAGAAAUGAGUUGGCUUUCCUGAGAAAGUAGAUUCGAGCUAGAUUUAUGAGAUUUUUCUACGACUUAGCAGAAGAGAUUGUUACUAUAUGUAGAGGUAUGUAGACAGAGAGGCUUAUAAGUUUUUUCGUUCGAUGUCAGGAUUGUAGAGAAGGAACAUGGAAUGAUCUCAGAUUCAUACAUCACAAAACCAAAAAAACGAAAGCAGAUUCACAACAUAUAUUUAUAUACAUAUUCUGAUUUUUUGUUUCACUGAAAUUCACUGUCUCACAGUUGGUAAGGGAAAAUCUGAAAGUAAAUCACCGGAAAAAAAAGAAAUUCAAACAGUACACAUGAAUCACAUAGACACCGGGGAAACCCUCACCAUUGUUAGGAUGGUAGGAUUUUAUUGAUCAUAGAAGAAACCAAGCUAAAGCGACAUUGUACCACACAUACAGCAAUAUAUAUAUAUACCAUCUGCUAUCUGUCAUACCUGCCCCCAUCUCCCCGCUACUAUGACAUUCACUCGCGUAUUUACAAUUGACACUGGAACGGAUAGUAAAACUCCCGAAUACGAAUCUUCCGACAUACAUGCAGAAUGCCAGAAUCGAGUCGAGAACAGCCAAAGAACAGGAAACGGAAAAGUUGUUGAACACUGAGGGAGCACAUAAUCAAAUGAACCUAGAAGGAUGUGAUUGCGAUGGUUUUUAUGGGUUUGAGCGAUUUGUUGUUUAGUCGGAUUUUUAGGAAUCAGAGUCGUAAAAAACUGCUAGAAAGUUAUCGAAAGAAAUACGUUUUGAAUCGUAGCACACCAAUAUAUAUUAUAUACAAUACAAAAUACACACAGAGAACACAAACCAAUAUUACCCAAGUGAGAGUUUAAGCAAAAGAGCAACAACAACAAAACACAAUGGGAGGUUUUAGAAAUGAUAAGCGAAAGUUUCAAGAAAUCAGAAAAGAAAGCAAAUAUAUAUUAUAAAAGAGCAAAAACAGAGAAUACAUUAACAAUUUUAUUAGAUCGAAUAAACAUUAUAUAAAAAAACAGAAAUACAAACAAUUAACAUGGAUAGCAUGAUGAAUAAAGUAUAACUUAAAUUGAGUAAUCUUUCAA
This is a messenger RNA of Aedes aegypti (yellow fever mosquito), 2383 nucleotides long. Its product is annotated as dual specificity protein phosphatase 3. The coding region runs from base 444 to 1091 and encodes 215 amino acids. Gene Ontology annotation, biological process: negative regulation of MAPK cascade; protein dephosphorylation. The record is from RefSeq and is a predicted model, not a curated record. Gene Ontology annotation, cellular component: cytoplasm. Lineage: Eukaryota; Metazoa; Arthropoda; Insecta; Diptera; Culicidae. The transcript is spliced from 5 exons. Gene Ontology annotation, molecular function: MAP kinase phosphatase activity; protein tyrosine/serine/threonine phosphatase activity.